CGACCGGGCCAGGUGCUCCUGGACUACGCGAAAACGUUUGACGCGGAGGAAGCCGCCGCGCUCUCCGAUGCGCUCGUGGCGCUGGAGAGGGACACCGGGUGGAAGUUGCGGGUCGUCACCGGGUACGGAUCGGAGUACCCGAGCGUGGACCAGCUGUUCAAGUACUUCGCGGCGGACAGGAAGACGAUCUUGAUGACCGCGGAUGAGUUCAAAGGUAAUGUGAUCGAGUUUUACUACGACACCUCGUCGCUGCGAGACGUCGUUCCAAAGAACGUGUUCCAGGAGAUAAGGGGCCGGUACGGUAACAAGUACUACACCGACGAGGAGGGUUUGGCGCCCGCGGUGUACACCGCGGCGGACACGCUGAGGGGAUGUCUGGCCAAAGGCGGGUGCAAGUUUGUGCCGGGUUUGAGUCAACAGCAGCGCGAGUUCUCGCUCAUCGCGGUCACCAGCGGCGGGUUCCUCUUCGGGGCGGUGGCGCGGGGAGGCGUGAGCGCGUGGACGUGGGUGUUUUGCGCCAUAUGGGUGCCGUGGGUGGGAAUGUUCGGGUUUUAUCCCCUGUACGUCAGGCAGCCGGAGGACCUGACUCCUUUGUAUCAAAACGCGGGAAUAUUCGCGGCGAUCGCGGCGGCGACGGCGCUCUCGCCGGUG
Micromonas commoda is the source of this 651-nucleotide messenger RNA. RefSeq lists its product with no specific name. The transcript has a single exon. The annotation marks the transcript as partial. The record is from RefSeq and is a predicted model, not a curated record. NCBI's taxonomy places the organism in Eukaryota, Viridiplantae, Chlorophyta, Mamiellophyceae, Mamiellales, Mamiellaceae.